CAUCAGUUCAGUGUAUCGUCAACCAAGUUUUCAUCACCGCACGCGCUCCACCACCCUCAUAAUCCAUCACGUUGGCGACACUCGUGGAAAACGGAUGUCGGCCACCGAUCGUCGGUCUUCAUAUGUCCCUCGACGGUCUUCGUGAUGCAUCAAUUAGGGAGAAAAAGAAUGAGAUCGCGAACUGCGUACAGCGGCACCAGAGCUACCUCCGCCAGCUUCAGAACUACACGACCCUUGUAGCUGCGGGUCGCGUACCCCAGGCGGCCAGCGUCGAGUUCAGCGAGGACAAGUUCCGCUUUCUCGACGCCAACGACCUUGACAAAGGUCGACACUUUCACGAUGCAACACUGCCCUUUCCAUCCUGUCCACCACUUGUCCAGCAACCAUCGCUACCAGCCACCUUGCCGUUCCAGAACCCAGUUAGACCCUCGCUGUCCAACUACCCAUCAUCCUCGCCGUCUCCCGUCCGUGGUCCCAGCCUCGAGGAUCAACUGCGGGCUGCGUCUGCCUCGCCCUCUGUCGCGAACCAAUCACCGCCGUCGGCAGAAGUGUCGGCGCAAAGCGAUGCGGAUCACGUCGCUAGGCCACCUCCAGUCGCUCCCCGGAUAGAACGGCCGUCCGCAUCUACCAUGGAAGAAAAGGUAGCAAGUAAGACCUCAAACGAGGCGCCGCGCUCGCUACGCAGUCAACCAUCCAAAGCAUUGUCUGUUCAAAGUGCCGUACCUGAAGAGGAGUUCAUGACGGACGAGCCUUUGCUCAACUCCAAGGCUGUCAGUCCUCGGACCACCGAAGACAGCCAGGAUGAACCUUUGUCAGCAUCUACCACACAAGACCCGCCCAAAGCGCCACAAGUCGUUCAUCUGCCUCCGAAAGAGGUCCAGGAAGCGAGGCUACUCGAGACGGAGCAGAAGUUGGAGAAGGUUGCGGAGAAAGAGCGGAGAGAAGACUUGCGCCUUGGCCCACCGAAUACAAAUGGAGCCAUUGAUACAGUUUCCUCGCCAUCAUCGACCGUCGGUGCAUACUCACACGCGACGCCCCAUGCGCCCCACCAUUCUCCUGACACUAGUCCUGACACGGAGUCUUUUCAUGAACGCGACCAUGCAUCAGCACUAAGCGACGAUCUUAUGGAUCCUGCGGCGCAGCAGAUUAAGGAGGACCACGAGAACGCGUUGCAGAAGCAAAUGACGGAAGCAAGGGAACGUGCACGCGAGGAAGGGUCUGCGACACCAGAUGCUGAAAGCCAAAUCGAACAUGAGGAAGCAAUACGGCUUGCUCGCGAUGGCAAGCGUUGUUUGGGUGAUUCGCACUUCGGCUCAGCUGCAAUGACACAGGACGCUGAGGAAGUGGCGCGCGAGAUAGUACCAAAGCAUGAGCAGCUUGUUGAGGCUAAAGCUGCACGCGACCCUGCAGCGGACUCGCUCCCUACACCCGCCACAACCGCUCCCGAACUGUCCGCGCUGGAAUUUGAAAUGGCUGGAAAUACCCUUAGCCGAUCGAGCGACGAUGAAUCUGGGGCUCUGGAGCACCCAACCCCACCUGCCGACGUUGAUAUCGAAAUGGAUGACGCGCCACCUUCAAAGGAACAACAAACGACCCCGAGACAGCUCCAGCCGUCACAUACCGAGCACACGUCAACACGAGGUUCUGGGGCAAAGCGACGAAAGUCUGGUUCCGAAGUGAUUGGAGAAAGGACAACGCCAAGGCGUGUGUUAACGCCCCGCUCAAGCAACGUUUCAGCAUCAGUUAGCCCAGUGCUAUAUAAAUCUGAUGACCGCAGGCUAAAGGAGAUUUCGACUGUCGUUUUUGCCAAGAAGAACUCCAGUCGAGCUUCAAAAGCGCUCCAACUUCAUCAUGAGGACUAUGCGUCGCUGCAAGGGGCUUCGGAAGAUUCUAGCCGGGAUUACCUCGAGGGUCUUUUCAAGUAUCAAGCCCACCAUCCGCCAAGGUCUGCGCCCUUGCAGGAAUUAGUAGCGUCUGCACGGAAGACCGUGUCAACUGCUGGUACGCUCGCCAUGAUUCGCGAGCACCAAGAUUAUAAGAUCCUCAAGAGGGUCUACCAAUUGCAGAAUGCAAACCGAUGGUCUCUUCGCCAGCUUCAAAAGGCGGUGGAACCCGAACGUCCGUUCUCACACCAAGAUCAGCUACUUUUGGAGAUGAAAUGGAUGCAGACGGACUUCCGAGAAGAGAGAAAAUGGAAGAGGGCUCUUGCUGCCACACUUGCUGAGUGGUGCGCAGACUAUGUCAACAGCAGCCCUGAGGAGCAAACACUGCUGAGAGUCAGCGCGCGCAUUCCCCAGUCGAGGAGUCUCGCGAGUAACGAUGACCAAGAUAUGAGGGAUGCUCCUACUCCAGAUCUUGUGCACUCUGGCGCAAACGAAACGGAGACUGAGUCCUUUGCUGACGAAGACGAGCUUCACACUCCCUUCCUCGCUCAUGCUCCUGUUGGUCUAUUCUCUCUAGGGUUCGAUGACUUUGUCAUGAAAAUCGAUCGUACGCCUGCUAGUGAUACGAUGUUUGGAGAAAUUCCGUUCUACACGCCCACGCUCGAGAGCUCGAGCGACAAUCCAUUCUCGAUUCGCGAACCGCCUCUACUUCCUGUAUCCAAGUUUGUCACCGGAAAACUUGUCUCGCAAGUAAGAGGUCCUCCCAGGAAGCGGAGCAGGUACGAGUACGAUUCCGAGGAUGAGCCCUCUACGCCACCAAGUCGUUCUGGAACGUCAGCCGAGCACUCGAUGCCCUCAACUCCCGGCCGAAGGUUGUUUUGUCGGAAUGAUCUGCUUCCUGAGAUGACAGAUGUGGCGUUGUUCAACACUGAGAACAAGCAUGUUCGCGAUCGUCUUCAAGCUGCUCAUCACUUUAGACCGCCGACCGAGUUCAAUAUGCCCUCAGUUGCAUUCUUCGAGCACAGGACACCAUCCCAAUGGUUGUGGGAAGAAGACCAAAAACUUCGGGCUUUGGUGAAGGAAUACACAUUCAACUGGUCUCUUGUCUCGCAGCAACUCUCAUUGCCAUCCUUGUUCGUAUCUGGUUCUGGUCGACGGACACCAUGGGAAUGUUUUGAACGCUGGGUCCAGCUGGAAGGCUUGCCUGCGGAGAUGUCAAAAACUCAGUACUUCCGAACUUACCAGGGUCGGCUGGAGCAGGCAAAUAAGACUGUGUUUGCUCAAUAUCAGGCUCAACAGCAGCAGCAAGUGCAGCAAGGUCAGACCCCAGGACAGCCACGAAGGAGACCUACCACAACGCCAAUACGAGUAGAAAGGAGGAGAGAUAAUCGCCAUCUAGCUAUCAUAGAUGGAAUGCGUAAGCUCGCAAGAAAGCGUGAAUCUGCUGCACACAAGCAGGCAGAAUCCCAGAAAGCCGCCGCGCUCCGUAAAGCGCAUGAGCCUGCGCCGCCGAAGAGCAAUGUUCACACUCCGCAAGAGUUCAGCCGCCUCAAGUGGGAACGCGAAGAGAAGCUGAGACAAAGACAGCAACAGGAGAUGAGCAUGAGGCAGCAAAUGGUGGCGCAACGCCAAGCUCAAAUGCAAGCGCAAGCAGGCAUGGGCAAUGGCGUCAACCAGAUGCAGCGCAAUGGAACACCUGGAGGUAAUCCUAACGUUCCUAUGGCCAAUCCGCCUACUCAGCAGGCUCAAAGUGCAGCCGCAAUGGCAGCACGAACACAACAGGGUCAGCAGGGAAUGCCGGCCAAUUUUGCUAAUGGAAAUAUACCGGGCAUGUCUAUGGGCACACCCGGUGUCCCCCAGGCACAAAUGCAAGGCAAUAUGCAAAACGCCCAACGUAUGGCUCCUCCAGAUCAGAUGCGCAUGGCUAUGCAACGGGGUCAGUUUCAAAACAGCAACUCGCAGCAACAGCAGCAACAGCAGUUCCAAUUGCAGCAGCAACAACAACAACUCAACAUGGCCGGUAACCUUACGCAGGGCAUGGGCACGAACAACAUUCCCAAUGCAAACAUGAUGGCAUCCAUGUCCAAUCAGAAUCUGAACGGAAACAUGAACGCUUCCAUGAACGGAAUGUCCAACAAUGCCGGAUCACCACGGAUGAACCAGGUCAAUCCCGUAAUGCAAAGCCCUGCCCGACCUUUAUCCAGCGGCCACAUGCCCCAGCUUUUGCAAAUACAAAACAAUGUAAAGGUACAGCAUCCGGACUGGAGCCCAGACCAAGUCCAAAAAGUGGCAUCCGAACAACUCUCCCGGUUCCUGGCUAAACAACGCGUACAGGCAAUGAACGCUGCAGCUGGUUCUCCUGGCAUGUCCCCGUCCCCUCAGGUUGGAAACAACCACUACCUCCAACAACAACAGCAGCAGCAGCAACAACAGCAACAACAGCAACAACAGCAACAAAAUGGCGCCAUGGCCGCCAGUCCUCCCGCAAACGCAGUCCAGGACUACCGGCAACAACUUGUCCAACAGCAACGCUUGAUGAGCCAGGCUCCAGGACAGGUUGGCAGCCCUGCGGUCAACGCUCGCCCACUGAGCCGCAGUGCAACGCCGCAGAACCCGCAGAUACAGCAAAGCCCUGGCAUGCAGCAGGCUCGGACGUAAAAGCUCAUUCAUCAACGGGCUCAUGCGUAGCCUUGGAGAGGACAUUCGUCAUCUUAUCUUCAAAAUCGUUUUUGCAUUGUACAUACUUUUUUAUUUAAUGUUUCACCCCUUCGCCCUUGAUUAUGAGCGUGGAUGCGGUGCGUUGGGGGUUCAUGGUUUACCGUCUAAAAACUCGGAGAAAGAAAGCAUGGUGUUGUUGGUGUUUUACGGCGUCGUAGCUAUGAUUGGUUUGAGGGUGUGGUGGUUUGGGUUGGGUUGGGUUUGAAUGGAUGGUGUGGCUAUUGCGUGUUGCCAUCUCGUGAGCGGGACACGCGGGAGAAACUCUAUAGACCUGUUUUCUGAAUAUCAUGCAUGUCUUGGCAAGAGGUCGAGAGAUACGG
Dothidotthia symphoricarpi CBS 119687 is the source of this 4921-nucleotide messenger RNA. RefSeq lists its product as uncharacterized. The transcript has 4 exons. The record is from RefSeq and is a predicted model, not a curated record. The coding region runs from base 123 to 4541 and encodes 1472 amino acids. NCBI's taxonomy places the organism in Eukaryota, Fungi, Ascomycota, Dothideomycetes, Pleosporales, Dothidotthiaceae.